This is a messenger RNA of Fomitiporia mediterranea MF3/22, 2041 nucleotides long. Its product is annotated as heterotrimeric G protein alpha subunit B. The coding region runs from base 196 to 1260 and encodes 354 amino acids. Gene Ontology annotation, biological process: G protein-coupled receptor signaling pathway. Gene Ontology annotation, cellular component: heterotrimeric G-protein complex. The record is from RefSeq and is a predicted model, not a curated record. The transcript has 8 exons. Gene Ontology annotation, molecular function: GTP binding; G protein-coupled receptor binding; GTPase activity. NCBI's taxonomy places the organism in Eukaryota, Fungi, Basidiomycota, Agaricomycetes, Hymenochaetales, Hymenochaetaceae.
ACUGUCGUCGACGUUCCCCCCCCGUCCUCUCGUUGUCGUCGUCGUCGUCGUCGUUCCACCCAACGAGCACAGACUUAUUUAAUUGUCCCAGGGAACUCUCUGUACCAUCUCUAAUCCGCACUUUCCCUUCCUUCCCUAAGUGCUCAGACUUUUUUUCCCGUUCAUCGCCCUUUCAACCAAGCAUUCUUUGCAAAAAUGGGUUGUGCCCAGUCAAGUAUCAUCGAUGAAGAGGCCAAGGCCCGAAAUGACGAGAUCGAGAACCAGUUGAAGCGCGACCGCAUGCUCGCGAAGAAUGAAAUCAAGAUGUUGUUACUUGGUGCUGGUGAAUCGGGCAAGUCGACGGUCUUGAAGCAGAUGAAACUUAUUCACCAUGGCGGGUAUAAUGAACAAGAGCGAGAUUCAUACAAAGAAAUUAUCUUCUCUAAUACGAUUCAGUCCAUGCGUGCCAUCCUAGAGGCAAUGCCUCAGCUGGAAAUCCAGCUCUCCCCGCAAAACGAUGCCCGCCGCAAUAUCGUUCUCUCGCUCCCUGGUCAGAUUGAAACAACAUAUUUACCACGAGAUGUUGCCGAUGCUAUCCGUGGUCUCUGGCGAGAUCCUGGUGUGAGGGAAGCGGUCCGCAGGAGUCGAGAAUUCCAACUCAAUGACUCUGCCGUCUACUACUUCAACCAAAUUGAACGAAUGGCCGACCCUAACUACUUGCCGACCGACCAGGAUAUCCUCCGGUCUCGUGUCAAGACGACUGGUAUCACUGAGACCAUGUUCCGGGUUGGCGAGCUUACUUACCGACUGUUUGAUGUCGGCGGUCAGCGGAGUGAGCGGAAGAAGUGGAUUCACUGUUUUGAGAACGUAACAGCUCUUGUGUUCCUCGUGUCCCUGAGCGAGUACGACCAAAUGUUGUAUGAGGAUGAGAGUGUGAACCGAAUGCAAGAGGCGCUCACGCUCUUCGACUCCAUUUGCAACUCGCGCUGGUUCGUCAAGACUUCAAUCAUUUUGUUCUUGAACAAGAUCGAUCUGUUUGCGGAGAAGCUCCCGCAUUCCCCACUUGGCGAUUACUUCCCAGACUAUAAUGGUGGCGAUAAUUACGACCUUGCCUGCGAAUACCUCCUUCAUCGAUUCGUUUCCUUGAAUCAGAAUGCGGCGACAAAACAGAUUUACGCCCAUUAUACCUGUGCGACUGAUACCCAGCAGAUCAAGUUCGUCUUGAGCGCCAUUCAGGACAUCCUGUUACAACUACACUUACGGGAAUGCGGCCUCUUGUGAUCGCUUUGGAUCCUGUGUUCGCGGGUAUAUGAUACAUGCGAGUAGGUUUCAUUAUUUCUGGGUGUAACGAUGAGUCGUUCUGUUGGUGCAAUGGCACGAUGGUGAUUUACGUUAUCGUGGUCGUCGCUUCCCUUGGACCGAUUCAGAAAACGGAAUAUGUCGAUCUAGUGUUCUCCUGUACUAUUUGUCUGCUUGCGACUUUGUUAGAUGGAAUUGCUUCCAUCUCCCCUUACCCUCUUACCUUUUCUUAGCCUAUCCGUUAUUUCGCCGCCUCCUCCCUUUCAUUCUUUUACUGUUUCCGCUACUCGAUGAACGCACCUUCUCAGUUUUUUUUUCUCGGUUUACCCUUGCUACAUCGACUUUGUUUUCCCGUCUUCAUACUUUCUCUGUUUUUGUUUUCCGCUUCUAUGUAUCUGUGACAUACUUAUAAUUUGACUCUCCGUAAUAUGCCUCUUUUUUGUGUUUCUUUUGACGUGCAUACAUGCAUAUAACGAUGCAUUUUUCACUCCUGCUACGUUCUGCCUCGACCAAUUCAAAGGGUAUAGAUGGUGCGAAUUGCAUUUCCACGUUCGUGCACGCAGAUGGACAUGCGUUUUCUCGGUGAUAUCUUUUUCAUGCGUAGAUUUGCCGUCGUAACAGAUGAGCCCAGACCUUCCAGAUGUCCACUCGUUUAUACUUUCCGUUCUUUUCCUUCUUUCCGUUCCUUAACUUCUCGUCGUUCUUUGAUUUUACUUUUUUGGAAUUUAGCCUCUGAUGAUACGAAUGGAGAACAACGAGAUAA